AUGGCUAGUUUGGUCUCUUCUCCUGGUCCUUUUUUAUGCCCUACAGCAAUUUUCCUAAUCAAUAUAGAUGCAUACAACAGCAGAUUGCUGCUGCUAUACCUGAAUUUUUGCUGUUUGUGUGUAGCCAGUGAUCGUUUGCUGUUCCCUUUGCUGUGGCGCCAGCAACAGCUUUGUGAUGUUGUUCUGUCUGUUGAUGGGCAUCAGUUUCAUGCUCACAAGAUCGUUCUGGCCGGUUGCAGCCCUUACCUGAGGGCUAUGUUCACUAAUGGUAUGCUUGAGUCAGAUAAGGAUUGGGUAGAGAUCCGUGGUACUGACCAUCAGACCAUGGCAUUAAACAAAAAAUUCAUGUACUGUGGUUCAAUAGAGAUCACUGUUGAAAAUGUGCAGACAAUACUGCAAGGGGCCAGUUUGUUGGGAUUGCACUCUCUGAGAAACUUAUGUGCUCAUUUCUUGCAAUCACAGCUCACAGCCUCUAACUGCUUGGGUAUUCACUAUUUUGCUGACAUGUACACAUGUCUAGAACUUGAAGCUACCGCCCGCCAUUUCAUCUAUCAAAAUUUCCUAGAUGUUAUCCGUACAGAGGAAUACCUACAGUUGUCUGAAGAGAGACUUUUAGAUUUACUCAGCAGUGACAAACUUCAGGCUAUCAAAUUGACACUGCUUGACAUGGAGUACCUUGAGAACAUUGUCCGUCAGUCUGAAUGGGUUCGUGACUGUCCAAAGUGUCAAGUCCAAGUAAGUAGAGCACUGCUUAUGAAACAGGACAAUAAGGGCCUAGAACUGAUCACACCACGGGCACAGCCUCCAAGUAUAUAUGUGGUUGGUGGACGUAAUAGUAUUGACUCUCAACUUAAUAGUGUUGAACGAUAUGACUUUCUUAUGGACCAAUGGUCAAUGGUGCCAAGUAUGAACAUUGCAAGGACAGCAGUUGGUGCUACCAGCUACAGUGGGAUGUUGUAUGCAGUUGGUGGUGAGUGCGCAAUGCCUGACAGUCCGGAUGAUACCCUUUAUUUGCGAUGUGUUGAAUGCUAUGAUCCAAUUAUCAAGCAGUGGGUUUUCAAGGCAGAACUCAAGAUUGCUCGAUCAUUUAUUGCUAUGGCUGCUGUUGGUGGAUAUCUAUAUGCUGUGGGUGGAGAAGACAGGUCAUGUAGUUAUAAUAUUGUUGAGAAAUAUGACCCACGAAAAGAUGUAUGGAUGUUUGGACCAAGUUUAAAACGGAGAAGAGCAGGAGCUGGUGUCACAGUUUGUGAUGGAAAGAUUUUUGUGGCAGGAGGUUAUGAUAAAUCUUUACAUAUGGACCGAGCUAGUGUAGAAUGUUUUGAUCCAGAAACUGAUGAAUGGACUUUAGUUGCUGAAAUGGAAAAACCCCGGUCAGGUUUAGUGCUGAUGACAGUUGACCACUUUAUUUAUGCCUUUGGUGGUCGAUGUCGACAUACAGACCGAUAUUUUGAUAUUGUAGAAAGAUACAACACAGUAACACGGCAAUGGAAUAACAUCACGCCCAUGAAUACCCCCAGGGCAUGGCCCGGUGUCACAGUAUUUGAUGGACGGAUUUAUGUACUUGGAGGUUUUGAUGGGUCAAGCCGAUUACGAACUGCUGAAAUGUAUGAUCCAGAGACUAACCGAUGGACGUAUAUAAACAGUAUGAUAACUCCGCGGGCCGGAUGCAGCUCAGCUGUAGUAUGA
Messenger RNA from Acanthosepion pharaonis, 1686 nucleotides. The record is from the annotation of a GenBank genome assembly. Lineage: Eukaryota; Metazoa; Mollusca; Cephalopoda; Sepiida; Sepiidae.